Macrobrachium nipponense is the source of this 642-nucleotide messenger RNA. Its product is annotated as major centromere autoantigen B-like. The record is from RefSeq and is a predicted model, not a curated record. NCBI's taxonomy places the organism in Eukaryota, Metazoa, Arthropoda, Malacostraca, Decapoda, Palaemonidae. The transcript has 4 exons. The coding region runs from base 1 to 642 and encodes 213 amino acids.
AUGGCGAUCUGUCGAGUCGGCACUACGAGAACUUCAAGAUUUUCGUCCAGUGCAAUUCGUUUUGCGAAUCGACCUCAGGGUAUCGGCCGGACCCAGGGUAAAGGGAGGAGGACCCAGGGUAUCGGCAGGACCCAGGCUAUAUCGGCUGGUCCCAGGUCAUCCCAAUGGAAAGAAGAAGAAGAAGAAGAAGAGGAGAAGGAGGGGGAGGAGGAGGAGGAGGAGAAGGAAGAGGAGGCGGAGAAGAAGAAGAAGAAAAGAAGAGGAGCAGGAGGAGGAGGAGGAGAAGGAGGACGAGGCGGAGAAGAGGAGGGGGAGGAGGAGGAGGAGGAGGAGAAGGAAGAGGAGGCGGAGAAGAAGAAGAAGAAGAAGAAGAAGAAGAAGAAGAAGAAGAGGAGAGGAGGAGGAGGAGGAGAAGGAGGACGAGGCGGAGAAGAGGAGGGGGAGGAGAAGGAGGAGGAGGAGGCGGAGAAGGAGGAGGAGGAAGAGGAGGUGCCCAGCAGCGAUGAGUUAUUGGGUGCCCAAGAAAGAGGGGCACAUGGUAUACCCAAUCAGCAAAUCGGGUUGGACAUUCAGGUGCCCAGCAGUGAUGAGUGUCUGGGUAUUGAAUCAUGGGUGCCCAAGAAAGAGGGGUACAUGGUAUAA